Teleopsis dalmanni is the source of this 2160-nucleotide messenger RNA. Its product is annotated as neprilysin-4. The transcript has a single exon. Gene Ontology annotation, molecular function: metalloendopeptidase activity. NCBI's taxonomy places the organism in Eukaryota, Metazoa, Arthropoda, Insecta, Diptera, Diopsidae. The record is from RefSeq and is a predicted model, not a curated record. Gene Ontology annotation, biological process: protein processing. The coding region runs from base 57 to 2102 and encodes 681 amino acids. Gene Ontology annotation, cellular component: plasma membrane.
UAAGUACAUUUUUUUAAUCUCUAGAAUAUAAAAAAAAGAAUAAUAAAAAUAAAAAAAUGAACGUUUGUACUAGGCUACUUUUAGUAGCAAUCGUCGCGUUAUUAAAUUGUGCGUUAAGUUUACAAAAUCCUGUAAGUCAAAACUAUAGUACCAGCAUUUUACGUAUAGCUAAAUCCGCUCAGAUAAAGGCCUAUUUGGAUGAAGACCAGGAUCCUUGCGAUGAUUUUUAUGAAUUUGCUUGUGGAAAAUGGCAACGUCUACAUCCUGCACGUGCUGAUUUAACAAAAACUUUCUACUUAGCACAACUAGAUGAUUUAUACAUUAGAAAAAGCGCUGAUAUGUUAAAGAUGGAACGCAAAGCAGAUACUAAUAUGGAUAUUUUACUUAAAAAUUUUUAUUCUUCCUGUGAAAGUCGUGAAACGUUGGCGCACUUAGGAAUGACUCCCAUAUUAAAAAUUGUAGAGCUUAAAGGUGGUUGGCCAAAGGUCAAAUCAGCUUCUUGGUAUGAAGAUGAAUACGAUUGGAUGAAAAUAGUUGCAGAAAUAAGACGCAAAUUGGGUGUUGAUGUAUUGAUUGGCUUAGAUAUAGUACCAGAUGUAGAAGUAAAUGAUGUACAGCGUAUAAAAGUAGGUGCUCCAAAGCUUCACUUACGUACCAGAAAAGCUUAUUUAGAGAAACAAUACGAAAAACAGCGUGAAGUUUAUGAAAAUGAAAUAUCAAAUAAACUGCAUAGAUAUUUUCCUGAUAUGUCGUCAGAAUGGGCAAACGAAGUUGCUAAACAAGUUGUCGAACUCGAACAAGAAUUAGCUAAAGGUUUACCUAAGCUUGAGAAUUUCACAUUUGAACAAACAAAGAGAUCACGUUAUGCAUCGGACUUAAGAACCGCCUACGGCACCUAUGUAGAUCUCAGCCGUUACCUUCAUCUUAUUUUCAAUGAAACAAUCUAUUCCGAAGUAUAUGAGUGGCCAGAAGACUAUAUGACUAAUUUGAUGGAAGUUAUAAAGAACACACCAAAACUCACCAUCGCUAACUAUACAAUGUGGCGCGUCAUCAAUAGAUUUGAUCAUGUAGCUGAUAUUAACAAGGAGAAACAGGAUAAUUGGUGUGUGCGCAAAAUUAUAAAAUAUUUUCCACAUCAAUUAGAACGCAUGUUUCAGCAUAACUACAACAGCAUGCAGAUGGUAAAUGAGUUGCAAUCAGUAUGGGCUGAUAUUAAAAAUACUUUCAGAGAAGAACUGCACACAGCAAAAAAACUUAAUUGGAUAUCCUUAGAUACACGUCAAAAGGCUGUUGUCAAAUUGGAUUCCAUGGAUUUGGAAUUUAUAACACACAACGAUGAAAAUUUAGAAGGGCAAAUGUACGGUUUGAAAUUUACUAGGGAUAAUUACUACGAAAAUUUAAUAAACAUUAUGCAAUGGAAAACAUUACACAAAUUGGCAAAAUACUUGCUAAAACCUGAAAAUAUUGAAAAAGAUACGAACAGAAUAAAAUAUCAAUUAAGAAAAAACAAAAUAGAAGUGCCUAUAACGUACUUGCAAUCUCGUUUCUUUUGGGAUCCUGUGUACCCAACAGCGCUUAAAUAUGGCACAUUAGGUUUUGUGCUCGCACAGGAAAUGUUGCAGGGUUUUGAUUCAGUGGGUCGAAAAUAUGAUAAUCACGGUUUUCAACGCAACUGGUGGGAUAUGAACUCAGAAGCAAGCUUUGACGACCAUACACAGUGUUUCAAAAACCAGUAUGAAAAUUACAAAAUUAAAGGAAAAUUGUCUGAAGACGCCGAUGUGGUAGCUACCAGUGUGGCAGAUAAUGGUGCAAUUAGUAUUGCGCAUACGGCUUUCCGUAAGUGGUGGAGUAAUGCACCUGACAUAGAACAUUCGACUAACGAAAUCUUACCAUCACUAAAGUAUAAUUCAGAACAACUAUUCUUCAUUGGUUUUGGACAAUUGUUAUGUGCUAAUUAUCAUGAAAGCGUAACAGUAUAUACUGAAGUACCGGAAAAUGUACGUGUACUAGGCGCCCUGUCCAAUCAGUUGGCUUUUGUUGAUGGAUUUAAGUGUGAUUACAAUGUGAAUAUGAACCCCAAAAAGAAAUGCCUUAUUUGGUAACAAAUAUCAAUUUAUUAUAUUUAUACACAUAUAUGAAUAAAAAAUAAUUAUAAAAUUA